This is a messenger RNA of Capronia epimyces CBS 606.96, 600 nucleotides long. RefSeq lists its product as uncharacterized. The record is from RefSeq and is a predicted model, not a curated record. Gene Ontology annotation, cellular component: endoplasmic reticulum; endoplasmic reticulum membrane. The transcript has 3 exons. Lineage: Eukaryota; Fungi; Ascomycota; Eurotiomycetes; Chaetothyriales; Herpotrichiellaceae. Bases 1 to 600 code for a protein of 199 amino acids. Gene Ontology annotation, biological process: endoplasmic reticulum to Golgi vesicle-mediated transport; intracellular protein transport.
AUGGUGCUUUUCAUCGCCCUGAUCGUGCCGUUGCCUUUUACCGUCAAGCGGAAGAUGUUCAAUUUCAUAUCGGAAAGUCCAUUAGUUGCCAAAUUACAAUAUGGAAUGAAGAUCACGUUUAUCUUCAUCCUUAUUCUAUUCCUCGAUAGUGUCAACAGAGUCUAUCGAGUUCAGGUGGAAAUGCAAUCUCUCCUCAAGGACAGCUCUGGAGCAGGACGAGCAGCGGCAAUUGGCUCCGACCGCAUGGAAGUCCAGGCCCGCAAGUUCUAUUCUCAGCGAAACAUGUACUUGACUGGAUUCACCCUCUUUCUGUCCCUCAUCUUGAACCGUACCUAUGGUAUGAUCCUUGACGUCCUCCGUCUCGAAGAAAAGGUCAAGAUGUACGAGGGAGACCCACAAGCCGGUGGUAAGGAAGGCGAGAAAUUGGGCAAACACUACCGCGCGGAUCAGAUUGGAGAACUCAAGAAGCAACUCGAGAAGAAAGACAAGGAACUGUCGGCGAUGAAGAGUCAGGCUGAAGGGUUGCAGAAAGAGUACGAUGAGCUGAGCGUCAAAUACAACCAACUGAAUCCUAGCACCGGCGACAAGAAAAGCAACUAG